AUGUCGCUGAGAAUGCCUAGCCAGCCCAACGCGGGCUUAUUUAAGCAGGGAUACCAGACCCACGCCAGCACAGACGGUGCCAUCAACAGAAACAUCCAGGCUUGCAGAGAGCUUAGCUCGAUGAUCUCCACGUCGAUUGGCCCGUGCGGCAAGAACAAGAUCAUCGUGAACAGACUGGAAAAGGUGUCCAUCACCAACGACGCAGCCACGAUGAUCAGAGAACUCGAGGUGGUGCAUCCGGCCGUCAAGGUGAUGAUCAUGUCGUCCGAGCAGCAGGAAGAGGAGAUGGGAGACAACACCAAUUACGUGUUGGUGUUGGCGGGCGAGUUGUUGCAUCUCGCGGAAAAACUCGUGGUCCUGGGCCUUACUCCUACAGAAAUCAUCCAGGGAUACAAUCUGGCCAACAAGUUUGCCUUGAAGGAGCUGGAGAACCUUGUUUUGGACAAAAUCUCCGACAUCUACUCCAAACAAGAGCUUUUGAAAAUAAUUAAGCCUGUGAUCGCGUCGAAACAGUACGGAAACGAGGACAAAAUCAGUAAUUUGGUCGCCGACGCAAUCAGCAGCGUGAUUCCAAAAACCAACCCUAAACUGUUCAACGUGGACUCCAUCAGAGUGGUGAAGAUCAUGGGUGCUUCGCUCAACAGCUCGUUCGUGCUCAAAGGUAUGGUUUUCCCAAGGGAGCCAGAGUCCCAUCUUAAAAAGAUCACAACUACAUCCAAGGUUGCCAUUUUCACGUGUCCGAUCGACAUUUCCACCACAGAGACCAAGGGAACCGUUUUGUUGCACAACGCCGACGAGAUGCUCGGCUUCAGCAAGGGAGAAGAGGCCCAGCUGGAGCAACUUGUCAAGGAGAUCCACAACUCCGGUGUUCGUGUUGUUGUGGCCGGUGCAGGUGUUGGUGAGCUGGCGCUCCAUUACCUUGACAGAUACGGAAUCUUGGUUUUGAAGGUGCCGUCCAAGUUUGACCUAAGAAGAAUCUCGAGAGUCUGUGGCGGUACUCCGCUGGCCAGACUGGGAGCCCCAAUGCCCGAGGAGAUGGGCACUGUGGACGUUGUUGAGACAAAGGAGAUCGGAGGUGACAAGGUGACCAUUUUCCGUCAGGACAAGGAGUCCUCGUUGACGGCGUCGAUCGUCGUUAGAGGAGCCACCAAGAACAACCUGGAGGACGUGGAGAGAGCCAUUGACGACGGUGUUGCUGUGGUGAAGGCCAUUCUGAAGGACCCAAGACUGCUUCCUGGUGCUGGAUCCGUGGAGGCCGAGCUGGUGAAACGGAUCACCACCUACGGAGAAAAGACUCCUGGUCUGAUGCAGCUUGGAAUCAAGAAGUUUGCCGAAGCGUUUGAGUUUUUGCCACGGAUUCUGUGCGAGACGUCUGGUCUGGACGCCUCGGAAGUGCUUCCAAGACUGUAUGCGUCGCACGACGAGUCCGACGCCGAGUCGCUCAAGUACGGAAUCGACAUCGAGGCGGAAUCUGUGAGUGAGUCGCUUCUGGACGUUAGAGAACACAAUAUAUACGACUCUCUGGUGUGCAAGCGCAACGCCAUCAACCUGGCCACGGAGGCCGUUUGCACGGUGCUGAGCGUCGACCAGAUCAUCGUUGCCAAGCGUGCGGGAGGCCCUGCCAUGCCUCAGCAGCCAAAACCUGGAAACUGGGAUCAGGCUGAUUAA
Molecule: messenger RNA, 1668 nt
Organism: Ogataea philodendri
Lineage: Eukaryota; Fungi; Ascomycota; Pichiomycetes; Pichiales; Pichiaceae
Exons: 1
Coding region: 1-1668 (555 amino acids)
Biological process (GO): protein folding
Cellular component (GO): chaperonin-containing T-complex
Molecular function (GO): ATP binding; ATP hydrolysis activity; ATP-dependent protein folding chaperone
Source: RefSeq, a predicted model, not a curated record